AUGCCUAACUCACAAGGCAAAAAUGGGAGAGGUGUUGUUAGUCAUGCAAUCAUAAGACUGCUUGUAGAGCAGUAUGUUGCCAAUGGUUACAGCAAUCAAGAGAUCAUCUCUCAUCUUUGGGCACACCAGGAGACUAGCAAGUUCAAUAUAUUAUUGAGCCUCUUGAAAAAGCGACGUUCACAGUGGGGAGUUACAUCUGCCUGUGGUCAAGCGCACACAAUUGAAAGCAUUGGACCUGCCAUUGAGUGUGUUUGUCAACGGUUCCCCAAACAGGGCUUGCACGACAUGAAGCAAACCCUUAGGCAAGAGGAACAUAUUAUGGUUCCAAGAGACUUAAUACUGCGGUACAUGAACCUUCACCAUCUGGAUGAAGUUCAGCGCCAGAAGAGUCGCCGGCUCAAACGCAGCACUUUUUGGACUGCAGGUCUUCAUGACAUUUGGGUUUUUGACCAACAUGACAAGUGGCGUUGUUUUCAGCUCUUUCUACAUGUUGGUAUUGAGCCGUUCUCAGGGCAAAUACUCUGGCUCAAGAUCUGGUGGACCAAUCACAAUCCACGCUUGAUCUGUGGCUGGUAUUGUGACAUGGUCCAAAGCCUUGGAGCUAUGCCUCUCGUUACCCAAAGCGAUCUGGGCACAGAGAACAAUGGGAUUGUGAAUGGUCACACCAUGCUUCGUCAUCUUCAAGAUCCAGGUCUAGCACGCACCCUGCAGCACAAGUUCAGAGGUGACCAUCACAAUAUAAAGCCAGAAAUUUUCUGGAGCCAAUUGUGCCAUUGCUGGACUCUGGGUUUCGAAGAUAUUCUCGAUUUCGGUUUGAGUGCAAGCAUCUAUAACCCAGAUGAUGCACUUGAAAGACUUGUAUUUCACUUUGUUUUCAUUCUGUGGCUCCAGCAUGAGCUCGAUCUUUUUGCCAAUAAGUUAAACAACACUAAACCCUGCUUCAACAUGCACAAAAUCCUACCACAUGGUUGCCCCAAUGAUAUCUUUGAUUGCCCUGAGAAAUUUGAUUGCCAGGACUUCUCUGAAUUCUCCCAGCAGGCUACGACAUUCAUGUCUGAGCUUGGUCAUACUGUACUGACUUGUGACAAUAUCUGGGAUACUUAUUCAGGUGAGGAUCCUAUUCAAAGUGUCAUCACUGCACAGCCAAAAAUCCCGUGUGACAGUGAAAAACUAAUUGGGUCUGAGGAGAUGGAUGUUCUGGAUUUACCGCCAUUUGUUGAAGGGGCUGGAUAUCAUGUACCCACUGGUGAAUCUGCGGCAGUCAACUCAUCAGAUGAAGAGUUUGACUUCUACAAGUUUACCUGGACAGAUGAGUAG
This is a messenger RNA of Suillus bovinus, 1317 nucleotides long. RefSeq lists its product as uncharacterized. The record is from RefSeq and is a predicted model, not a curated record. The transcript is spliced from 8 exons. Lineage: Eukaryota; Fungi; Basidiomycota; Agaricomycetes; Boletales; Suillaceae. The coding region runs from base 1 to 1317 and encodes 438 amino acids.